Myxocyprinus asiaticus (Chinese sucker) is the source of this 4754-nucleotide messenger RNA. RefSeq names its product LIM domain-containing protein ajuba-like. Gene Ontology annotation, molecular function: transcription corepressor activity. NCBI's taxonomy places the organism in Eukaryota, Metazoa, Chordata, Actinopteri, Cypriniformes, Catostomidae. Gene Ontology annotation, cellular component: P-body; nucleus; transcription regulator complex. Bases 1239 to 3353 code for a protein of 704 amino acids. Gene Ontology annotation, biological process: cytoskeleton organization; positive regulation of miRNA-mediated gene silencing; regulation of DNA-templated transcription. The record is from RefSeq and is a predicted model, not a curated record. The transcript is spliced from 8 exons.
ACAGAGGAAGAAGAAAGGGGGAGGUAGAAAAAAAUUGUUGGAAAGAAAGAAACUGUACGUUGAACAUUUUAGUGCACUUUUCCGGCGUAGAGUGCGCAGUGCGUGUUCCUCAUUGUGAAUAUGCUUGAGCGAUAUGCGAACUUCCGUUGACUCUUUGAAGUUGUUGUUGUUUUUUUAUGGUUACGCGCUUUUGGAGACUUCCACGAUUUUUGGGGAAUAAUGGUUAUUUUAUUACAAACCGGACCGGGCAAAGUGGAAAUCCUGCGGGAUAUCGGUAGACUUUGAUCUGCCGUGUACUCUUCGGGCGAAACAAGGAGCAAUAAACGGUUUUGGGUUCACAGAUACGACUCAAAAGCGAUUAUCUGCACAGAAAAGCGUUUUCAACUUGCCUGUUUUGAAAGCCGCUAAUUGCGGCAGAAAGGGGCCGGAGGAUCCACAUAGCAUAUGUGUUUAACUCCACUGAUUCAAAGGAAACGAGGACCACGCUUUACUUUAUUCAGUAUUUAAAUUCAGUUCUUCUCUUUAAACAAUCAACAGCUGCGUUUCGAUAAAUCCACUGAAACAAAGAACCAAAAGGUAAUUAGAAGACUUGGAUCGAGAAUCAGUUGCAGCGGAUCAGUGUUACCGAUGUGACGGGUUGAUUUAUUGUUUGAAUGCAUCAAUUCUACAGGACUGUGUGUGCGUUUGAAGUUUUCCUGGACGAGAAUUAAAGACUCUUUGAAACCUGACUGUAAACUGUGUUUUUCCACACGUUCAUUUGUUUACUGCCAAAAGACAAGGCCACAAGUAGCUGCGAAAGGGAUCGCAAACAAAUGGAUGAACAUGCUCCUGUUCACACGCAUGUCCAGCAAAUUCUUCACAUGCAAACAGUUUGGAGACAAACUGCUUCUUUUCAAGUCUGACUAGAGCGAUAUGUAGCCUGCAGAAAAUGUCAUAGUGUUUUUAUUUAUCCUCAAAGUUCAAUAUUUAUUUUUGUAGCGCAGCACAAAGCAUUCCCUUUUAACAGUCUGCUUUUUAUUUUUAUUUUCUUAUGCCUUGUUUGGAUGUAAGAGUUACAUAGUCCUUAUCUUUUUGUCUGUUAUAUCAUCUGCUGUUAAAACACUUGAAUGAUGUUUGUGUUCACACUGUAAUUCACUGUAUUUAUGGCGUACACUAUUUAAACUGUUGUCAUUUUCAGGUGGCAUUUAUCAGAAAUUCUGUUUGUGUUUUAAAUUGAAGUUAAGCUUGUAUUAAAAACAAUGGAUCGACUCGGCAGCAAACUGAAGCAAAAGCUAAAACUGUCUGACUCUGGAAGUGUCAAAUUCAGCAAAAAGAAAAACGAGCUGGCGAAUGUGAAUAACAACAGUAAUAGCAACAAUGCCAGUACUGGAACUGUGACACAAAUAGUAACCAAUCCACCCGUGAGCACCACUUUGUUCCCACUCACCUGCUCCCCCUCUGGAGAGGUUUGUGGUCAGUCAGGUGGAAGAUCUGGCAAGGUGGGCGCAUCUCAGCGAAUCACGCCCUCAAAUACCACCUCGGCCACAGUACCUGGGGAGUGUGGGCCUGGAAUCGAACAUCACCCUUCUACUCUUGCCCCUCUGCGGCGCCGGUCGCCCCAGCAGCGAGCAUCAUGCUACCUGCCUGAAACUGUGGAGGGACGUGGUACCUGCGACCAGUUGAGGCGAGGCGAGUCACCCAGAGGCGAAGGUGACCCACAGGGGCUGUACAGCCCCAAUUCUCGUUUAGCCUUGAACCAGCGGCGUUACUCGCUGGAACUCCAGCAGCUCGUUCGCCGUCAGCAGCUUCUUGCUCAGCCUCCUCCGCUGUCAUCUGUACCACCACCGUACCCAACGCACAACUCAGCAGCACGUUCAGCUGCCACGGAGCCCAGCUUUCUUCAUGAGCUGGAGCGUCAUAAGCGCUUGUCCCUGCAGGAAGCUCUGUUUUACAAGCGUCUGAGCUCUGGUGGUGAACCCUGGGACACUGGCCGACCUGCUUCCCUCUCUCACCCCCCACAGAGAACCCAUGACAGUGGAGUAGGGGGGUUUUUCUUCCCCCCUGCGCCAGCAUUAAGCCCUUGCUCCUCUUUCAGUUUGCAGGAAUCUGUAUUAGCAAGCCCUCGCUCAAGUUUUGCUAGCAGUACUGCUAGUGGAGGUGGUGGAAGCCCCAUGGGAAGUCGGUGCAGCAGUAACCGAACAAGCGGCAUCAGCUUGGGCUACGACACCCGCCAUACACCUGGGCCUGCCCAGCAGCUGCAGCUCUCCUUUACCCAACUUGGUGGCACCACCUCAGGUCAGGUUUACCCCGGAUUAGCAUCUGGGAAAACAGGAGUGCCCCCAAUGGAGGUGUGGAGGGACUAUCUUGAAGGGAUGUCAGGGGUUGGGGGCGGCGUGCAUGACAGUCGUCACUCAUAUCCACCUGCGUUGAGCGUACAUACUGCGACCUACCACCGAGCCGAUUCGGAAUGGGGGGGCAUUGACCAGCGAGGAUCAAGAGGAGAUGGGGUGGGUGAGACGGGACGGCACUCUGACUUGCCGGGAACCCGCUACCAGCAAGAGCUCACCCGCCUGCUUUUGAGAGAUGCUGUCCUGGAGGGAGAAGCGCUACUUGGAGGUCUGACUCUAAAAGAACAGCCCAUAUCCACCACCACCACCAACCUGGCCAACUCUGCACCUACUCCAGCAGGAAAAUCCCUGGAGGAACAGACAGCUGGGAGGGAGUCAUCAACAUCGAUGGACAGACAGGAGUACUUUGGUACAUGUGUGAAGUGCGGUAAAGGUGUAUAUGGCGCAGAUAAUGCCUGCCAGGCUUUGGACAGCCUCUAUCACACUGGCUGCUUCACAUGUGUUUCUUGUGGGCGAACUCUCAGAAACAAGGACUUUUACAAUGUUAAUGGCUCCGUGUUCUGUAAGGAGGACUAUAUGUUCUCAGGAUUCCAGGAGGCAGCUGAGAAGUGCAGUGUUUGUGGUCACCUAAUCUUGGAGCAGAUUCUGCAGGCUCUGGGGAACUCGUAUCACCCAGGAUGUUUCCGCUGCACUGUCUGCUCAAAGGCUUUGGAUGGAGUACCAUUCACAGUGGACUACCUCAACAAUGUCUACUGCGUCUCUGACUACAAUAGGACAUUUGCUCCCAAAUGCGCUGCCUGUUUACAACCCAUCUUACCUGCUGAGGGCAGUGAGGAUAUCCUCAGGGUGGUGUCUAUGAACAAAGACUAUCACUUUGAGUGUUAUCACUGUGAGGAGUGUGGGAAGCAACUCUCAGAUGAGCCUGGAUCUCAGUGCUUCCCUCUGGACUCCCACCUCCUCUGCCACUCUUGUCACAUGAGCAGGGUGUGCACCACACAUAACAUUCCCCCUCAUGAUACACACUGAAAUGAGAACUAAUGUGCCUGAUCAAAACAAACGGCUUUGUACUGUCAUAAGCACACUAGCAAUCACUGUAAAAUGUUGUCUAAUGUCUCUCUCUCUUCUAUUCCAACUCCAUGUUUGAAGACAGUGAGAGGGAGGGAAAAAAAAUUGAUUUGUUUUGUCUUACUGAUUUUUGAGACUUGAGGUCAAGAGUACAUUUCAAAUGCAAACCACAGCACUAGAGAAGGCAAUGUCUCCCCCUAGUGGUUGGGAAAUGCUCCAACUGAAUCCUGCUGAACAAAAUUUCUCUAUAAAAUUUCUCUGAGCUUAAAGAUUAUUGUUGUCUGCUUACUACACUAUUAGGGGAGUUAAUAUAUCAGAAUACUGUUUUACUCCCAUAUCUACUGUUUGCUGUAGGGAUAAAAACAAGGGAUUUUUUUUGCUUAACAUUUUUAUUUAAUAUCACUAGCAAAGAUUUUGCACUUAAACAUGUUUACCUAUUAAGAGAUUGCAAAAGAUUAAAAAGCAUUCCUGUAUCUGUUUUAAUAAAUUGUUCUCGCUGUAUGCUUGCAUUUUAUUUAUGAGGUUUAAACAUCUUUAUAAUAAUGCCAACAAAUCCCAUUUCAAAUACUAUACUAGGACAACUCAAAUACUAAUCAUGGCUAUAAUUUAAAUGUCUAGUAUUUACGGAAACUGACAAAAAACAGAUUUAUCUAAGAUUGACUUUGAUAUUCACAUGGGAAUGGGGAUAAAUAUCAAAUUAUUUUAAGACCCCAAAAGGUCUCCACACUCUAUUCACUGUCAAUUCUGACAGCGAUAACUGCUUGCUUUCAUUAAAACACAGAAGCAAAAUUUCCUUUAGUUUUUAAUGAUUCUUUGUACAUUCUGCACAGUCAUAAAGAAAAUAAUCCAAAAAGAGAAUCUUUUGCAAUUUAUCUUCAAAACUAAAACAUUAAAAUUUAAAUUAAUAUUAAAAGGCCUCUUGCUAUUUUCUCUAUAAAGGUUAGAUUUAUGCCUUAUAUGAUUCACAUUGAUGAACAGUAAACAACUUCAUAAGACCAGGACAAGGAGGUGAGAUGCAUUAAGAAAUCUCUAAUGAUUCCUCUACAGUGCGGCUUAAUUACUGGACAUCAGUAGUCGUUUUAAUACAUUUGGAAGAAAAGAGAGGAAAAAAAAAACCCCAGUGAGAUCAGUGUCAACAACAGGACUGGCUCAGAAUAGUGGCCAAAACAUUUGGGUGGGGACUUUUUUCCAUUCAAACGGAAAUAUAUUAAAUUUGGACUAACUUGACAAAACGAAACACGCCAAAGAACUUAAAGUCCAAUAAUUAUACACUGCAUUAUCUACCCACAAGGCUAAAGUGGCACUAAUUAAACUAAAAAUAAAAAAGAAAGUGAAGACUCUGGGAUGUCAAGAAGAACAAAU